Adelges cooleyi (spruce gall adelgid) is the source of this 3615-nucleotide messenger RNA. Its product is annotated as kinesin-like protein KIF20A. NCBI's taxonomy places the organism in Eukaryota, Metazoa, Arthropoda, Insecta, Hemiptera, Adelgidae. The transcript has 25 exons. Gene Ontology annotation, cellular component: nucleus; spindle microtubule. The record is from RefSeq and is a predicted model, not a curated record. Gene Ontology annotation, molecular function: microtubule binding; ATP binding; plus-end-directed microtubule motor activity. The coding region runs from base 382 to 3324 and encodes 980 amino acids. Gene Ontology annotation, biological process: mitotic spindle assembly; microtubule-based movement.
AAAUUUACAAAAUGUGUACGACUGCGGACUGUUGUUUAUUGUCUAACGUGAAAUGUCCGUACGUUUUACGUUGACAAUAAAGUGUACUGUGUAAAAUAUAAAUUGUAAUCGACAAUCUACGAUUACUGACUUGUUAAUGUGUCUGCAGAAUGGAUAAAUUCCUUAUUCUUGUUUCUUUUGUUUAGAGUUCGGGUUUCUUUGUUUAUACUUUUUAAUCAUCGCUUAUGUACAUUUAUUGUCCGUUGUAAUCGACUUAAAAGCAAAAAAGGUUUUUCCAUUACUCACUAUCCGUUGCCCGUCUUUCGGCAUCUAUAAUAAUUGUUCUUGUAUUUUAUUUCGGUCGUCGACAACGUCUAACAACAACAGAUUUAAACACACACAAUGGAUGAUUCAAAAGAACAUCACUCAACCGGUUCUUAUGUUGAACCAAGAAUUCCUAGCAUAACCGGUUUUGGGCAAAGAAAGUUGAUUGGUAAACCUAAGAAAGUUUUGGAUUAUUCUAUGGAGCGAAGCAAUGAUAAUAGUGGAAUUCCGAAAAUUGAUGUCUGCCUUCGUAUUAAACCACGUACAGUUAACAAAUUACUUAAUGAUAAUACACUUACAAUCUUGAGUGAUACUACAGUUGCUGUCAACAAUGGAAAUGCACGAGAAGAUGUUACAGAGUAUACAUUCUCAAGUAUCUUUGGACCAAAUGUGGAUCAAAAGAAAUUUUUUGACAAUUGGGUGUACGAUAAAGUGUUAAGAUUUUUAAAUGGAAAUAAUGAACUUUUGUUUGCAUACGGAACGACAAAUGCUGGAAAAACAUUUACCAUUCACGGAACUCAUAACGAUCCUGGCCUUAUUCCAAGAACUUUACAGUUAGUGUUUAGUACUUUGAAUGACAAACUUAUGCCUACAUGUAAAUACAAGCCUGAUAAAGUUAUAGCAGCUCAUAUUUUAGAUGAAAAUCUUAUGGAAAUUGAAGAAAACAUGCGAAAAAACAUUUUAACAAAUUGGGCAUUUGACAAGACUCAAUGCACCAGCGUGUCACAGAAUGAUGAUGUCCAAUCGAUGCAAAGUCUUGAUCAACUGUCUAAUAUCAAUAUUACCAAAAUGUUUGAUGUGUUGAAGAGUGACGAAAAGGCGGUUUUGAAUCACGGUGAUGUGUUAUACACAGUUUGGGUGACCUAUGCAGAAAUAUAUAAUGAAGCUAUUUAUGAUCUUUUGGUCAGUCACACAAUUAACCAAAAGCGAAUACCGUUAAAACUUUCACAUGAUCAAAACAAAAAUGUAUAUGUCAGAGAUCUGACACACAUUUAUAUUAAAUCUGCCGAAGAAGCAUACAAGGUUAUGUCUUUUGGUAAAAAUAAUUUAAAAAUUGCUAGCAAUAACUUGAACAAACUUUCAAGUAGAUCUCAUUGUAUUUUUACUUUGAAAUUAAUGAGAGUAGAAAAUGUUGUAGAUCCUAAAACAGCUGUAAUAAGCAGCAUAUCGUUUUGCGAUUUGGCCGGAUCUGAGCGUCUUAAAAAGACUCUGAAUAUUGGUGAUAGACUUAAAGAAUCCAAAAAUAUAAACACAUCAUUACUUGUACUCAACAAGUGUUUCUCUGUGUUGCGAGAGAACCAAAAGCGUGGAGAAAAUCAUCUUGUUCCAUACAGAGAAUCCAAACUAACGCAGAUGUUUCAGACGGCUUUAACCGGAACAAACAAGACAGGUAUUUCAAUGACCGUAAACGUUGAUACGUCUCCAAGUUUGUUGGAAGAAACAAAACAAGUUUUGACGAUGUCGGCCAUUGUACGCUCUAUUGCUAAAACAAAACCAAAAGUCAAACCUAGGCCCAGUUUUGCUGUAUGGGUUACUAACAACCGCAAGAGUUUGACUAGUGCUAAAGGAGAAAACAAUAUUAUUAAUGAAGAUGAAGAGGAUAACUCAGCCUUAGAAAAAAAAUCUAUGUUGUAUGAAGAUUUUGAAACUGUAUUAAAUGAGGAAAAAGCCAAAUUACGAAAAGAACUGGUUGGACAGUUUCAAAAAAUGUUAGAAGAUAAUAAUACAUUUUGUCAAAAACAAAGAGAAAAUAUGUUGAAGAACAAAACUGAAAUGUAUGAAAAUAAAAUAAAACGUUUAAAAGAAUUUUAUUUGGAUGAAAUUCGUGAAAGAGACGAUAAAUUAGCAAACAAAAAUGGAUAUAACCGUCCUUUAAUAGAAACCCAAGAGCUAAUUAACAAUAAAAGUGAAAUGGAAAAUUUCGAGUUUAGAAUCGGCGAACUUGAGCUUCAAAAAGAAGAAUUGAUUACUGAAAUAAAAACUCUGAAAAACCAACAACAAUUGUCUCAAGAAAAUGUAAAAGUUAAAAAUGAAGAAAUUGAAAUGUAUAAAGGUAUGUUAAUAGAAGCAAAUACGGAAUAUGAAAAAUUGGAAGUUGCCCUUAAAGAUUUCAAUGAUAGAUAUGAUGAGUUAGCACAAGAAUUGGAAGAUAAGGAUUUAGAAAUUGAACGGCUUAACGGAGCAGUAUUUGCAAAAGAUAACAUAAUAUUUGAGAUGGAGGAAAAUCAAGAUGAACUCGUGGAACAAAAGCUAUACCCAUACAUAGAAGAAUAUGUUGUAAAAACUAGUGAGUUAAACGAAAUUAUAGCCAACCUUAAAACAGAAAUAAAAACAUUGACUGAAGAAAAUACAAGACUAAGAACAAAGUGUCAAAAAGCUCGCGAAGAUCAAAUAGCGAUAGCAAAAAAGUAUCAAUUAUUGAGGAAUAAUUACAAAAUUGUGUUGAAAAAUACAAACAUGACUAAUUUUUCCAUGGAUUCAAAUAUUUCUUCCCAAGUGCUGCCUGACCAAGAAGGUAGUAUUUCUAAGCUACAAGAAACCAAUAUUGAGCUUGAAAAAAAAAUCAAGGAAUAUCAAAAUAAAUGUCAGGAGCUACAAAGUACCAACGAAGUGUUGAGUGAACUUAAUUUAAAAGCAACUAAACCUGAAAUGAAAAGUAUUGCUGUGUUGACUGAUAUUAGCAAUUUGCAUAUGCCUUUAGACCAUGUAAUUGAAAGAGAAGGCAAAGAAAACGAGCUCACUCAGUCGGGAUUUAGACCACAACGCAAAUGCAAAGCUACUAAGACACCUGUGUCAAAUAAAAAGAAAAGACUGGUGAACAAAGGUACUCCCGACAUGAGUGAUAAACUGUUAGACGAUGCAAUAAACAAUAUUCCAAUAAGUACACGAAAACGCAAACUAUUUGAUAGCAAACCUCCACUAACGGACAGCAGUAAUAUGACAUCUGAUCACACAUUGGAUACUAUACCAUCUCCGGCACGUGCUCUUCAUCAAAUGGCAAAACUUCGUCAAAAAAAAUAAGCAAAUACCAUUAUUUUGUACUUAAAAUUUAAAACUGAUGAUUAUAAACUUUUGUUUUUUUUUAAUUUUAUCAAGUAUCGACUUAAUAUUAUUUCUUUUUCUUUUUUUUCAUUGUGUAAUUUAGAAUUUUAUAUAAUUUAAGCUCUUACAGAAGACUAGUGUAAGAUGUAUGUUAUAUAUUUGUGUUUUUUUCUUCGUUGUAAUUUCAUUACAUUAUAUUAUUUUGUAUGCUCUUUUAAUGCUUGUAUUUUUUAAUUUUUACUUUUACAAAUUACAACAGUAAUACAUAUA